AUGCAGCGUCAUUCUCGCUUGUUACGACUCACAAGUGGAAUAAAUAAUGGACGACUGCGGCUGGCGGAACAGUUUGCGACCAUGCAAGGAUGGCAGGCGGGUGAAGAUGACGCCUUUGAUGCCUACAUUAGUGAGAAGCGACGCAAGGAACGAUAUGAGGCAUUCGAUCAACGUGUUGAACGGGGAUAUGCAGAGGCGGCAAAAAUGCAAAAGGCCGAAGUACAGAAUGCCAUUAAACGUCAGUUAAAAUCCACAGGAGCGAAAUUCACCGCAGCGACAUUACGUGAGAUGCAAACGGCAGUGGAAGAGCGAUUGGAUUGGCUGCGUGAUGUGUGGACGCAAAUUGAUGCGGAUUAUCGUAGUGGCGAUACCGCACGACAAGAGACCGCCGCUCGUGAGAUCUCCGCCGCAUUGCGUGGAGAGCCGAGUGAUUAUAUGCGUUGGGUGUAUGAUACGAAGCGGGAACUGCGCUUCGCCGGCCCUGCGGGUAAACGUCUCCUGCAGAGUUCCACUGAACACGCAGAGAUGCCCACCGUGAGUGAUGCGGAGGUGAAUCGCUAUCAUCAACUGCGGCCGAGUAUGUUGGAAAUUGAACGGGCCGUGAAGGAGAAGUAUGGUGUGGCCGGUCAACAACACUGGGCGGAGUUGCAGGCAGCGAAGGAUGAUGCCUACGCGGCUAAAUUAGAUGAUGCGGCGGAAGUGUAUAAACAAUUAUUAGAACAAAACACACGACUGGAGGAAUCACGACGAACGGAACUUCAACGAAGUCAUGUGGAACGCAUUCAUCAGGCGCAGGUGCGGUUUAAAGCGGCAAUGGAAUUAGAACAGGAACGUGAACGAAUGGUGGAAGCACAUAAAGCCAUGCAGGAAGAACGGGCACGUGUAGAGAAGGAACAAAGACGGGCAUUACUGCAGGAAGCCGCAGAAUUACGAGCAAGUGGAAUGACAAGUGCAGAAGUGCGAGCGGCAUUAAAAGAACGUCAAAUUGAAGCCAAUGCUCGUCGACAGGCAGAAUAUGAAGUAAAGGAACGAGAAGAGGUAUUACAACGAAAGACACAAUUAUUAGAUAUGAUUGCGAAAUUUAAACAUGAUGUAGAAGAACGAGAAGGAAGGGAUUUAUUACUUCAACAACAACGGCAAGAAGAGAAUUCUACAGGACGUGCAGUGAAUGCUUUUGGUUUUUAUGAUGAUGAUGUUGUAGAAGGAGGACAAGAAGUAUCUCUCUGGGAUAAGCGAAACACCGGUAAUGAUAAUGCACCUACAGUUUCAUCAUCAUCAUCUCAAGCUAACUCGGCAUUAAGUCAUCAUAUUAAUAAGAGUACAGGGCAACUCUCUCCACAUACACAGAAAGAGGAAUUAUGGAAAGCCAUUAAUUCGGAUACAUAUGAAGAUCCAUUCCAUACAGUACAUCAGGCUCGUCUGGAUGCUGCCCGUACAUAUGAUCCCAUGUAUGCCCGUACAUUCCCAAUGAAUCUUGUAUUAGGUCGAAAGUAUACAAAACAAGGUGCUGGUGAAAUGGCUGCGGGUAAUGCUACCGAUCGUCAAAUUCUACAAAAGGGAAAUGCUGUGGCGUUAAACUUUCAAUGGGGACUUGGAAACAAUACUGUACAUGAUUUGGAUGCGGAUGGAAGUACGGAUUACUUUAUGGAUGGAGCCUUCCAUGUGCGGGAUAAGACUACGGGGGAUAUUGAUUGGAGAUAUGAGAAAAAGAAGGGAGGUCCAAUCUUUAAAGGACCAAAGUUCUAUCGACUUGGGGCCCAGCGAGAGGCGGCAGAUCCCGGUGAGCAGCCGGUGGAUCCCACACCACACACACGACUCCCACGUGAACACAGAUGGCGCAGUAGUUAA
Molecule: messenger RNA, 1848 nt
Organism: Trypanosoma theileri
Lineage: Eukaryota; Euglenozoa; Kinetoplastea; Trypanosomatida; Trypanosomatidae
Product: trichohyalin
Exons: 1
Coding region: 1-1848 (615 amino acids)
Source: RefSeq, a predicted model, not a curated record